GGUGAAGUGCGGCGACACGCGUCGAGGCUUGGCCCUCAGUUGGCCCGCGAAUAUUGUCUCGGACGGACGUCGCGGCGCGUCUAACGUCACCGACAUGUUCACGAACACGCAUCUAUGUGAUUGUAAAUAAAAAAACGAACGUGAAGUGCUGUGCUUAAGACAGUGAUACAAAAAAAAUAAUUAUAGAACAAAGUUUUUUUUUUUUCGUUGUUUAACGUAUUUUUAUCUUAUCUCUAGUGCGUCAGACGAACAAAUUUGAAAGAAUUGACAUUUUGAUAAGAAUACAUUUAAUAGUAUUGAAUUAAGAUAGUUUUAAUUAAUAAUACUUUGAGUGUGAAAUUGUUUGUAUAUUUGUGAGUUAUUGAACGUAAUUGAUGUACAGUUUGUGGACAAAGAAAUGUUGCGGCGAGCUGAAAAAAUUUCUUCAACCAACUCACGCUUAGCUGUAACCAACGUUUUGUUGAAAUCAAGAAAAUAAUUUGUAACAGAAUCGGCUUCCAUAUCAACACAAAAAUAAAUUAGAUCGGAAAUUUUCUUCGCCAAUCAGCCAACACUAAUGAAGCAAUCCGCAGACGGGAUAUUGGAGUAGCAGCCGUUCCCGCCACCUUCCUCGAGCAAUAAAACAACACGCCCCUGCUGACUACGCCAAAGACUUUAUUCAAAUAAAAACAAACUCUAUAACAACGGCGCAGCGACCACAAUCCUUCAACAUCCCACAGUCAAAUGGCUCUCAUCCGAAUUGAAAACACAAUCCAAGCAAUAUGUCAAUUAAAGCCUAUUCUCAAUUGUAAUCAAGCGCGCCAUUCUAAGACCAAAAAGCUCCGCGACGCGGUCGUGUUUCAGACUUGAUUCGAUAACGCAAUUUAGGCAUCGUUGCUUAACAAAAAGGAAACAAAACCAAUGUAUGGUUACGUCAAGAUAACGAACAAAUUAAUCGUCACCCAAACCAGGGAUUCGUAUGGCGACUCAAACUCAUAAGUCCUAUUGUUCACUGCCUAGCUUUGUUGCUUUACCUUCGUGUCUUCUCGUACUGGCGUCCAUUCUUUUGCAACCGGCACUAGCCUCGGUUGAACUAGAUUCAAUUCUUAGCCCAGAUUUCAACGUAAGCAACCCAAAUUCCACAGUCAACUGGACGUUUCUAGACGACAAUUCCACAUUCUUGAAGCACGGUCACAUUAAGCAUUCAAAAUAUUCCAUACCUACCACUAUUUUCCUGGUCACCAUAUUUAUGAUAGUUAUAGUAGGCACCAUUAUAGGAAACGUACUCGUUUGCGUCGCGGUGCGUUUAGUUAGGAAAUUGAGAAGGCCUAGUAAUUAUCUGAUAGUGUCGCUGGCAGUGAGCGACUUGUGCGUGGCGUGUAUAGUGAUGCCAGUGGCCACUGUGUACGAUAUUAUGGGAACGUGGCCUUUCGGACCCGUCAUAUGCGACUUCUGGGUAUCGAGUGACGUCUUAUCCUGUACUGCUAGCAUUCUGAAUUUAUGUAUGAUCUCCGUGGAUCGAUACUACGCUAUAACGAAGCCUCUAGAGUAUGGUGUGAAAAGAACCCCUCGGAGGAUGCUUUUCUGUGUUUUCAUCGUAUGGAUAAGCGCAGCAUUCAUAUCCCUCCCUCCGGUCUUAAUCCUAGGUAAUGAGAAGACUGAUACCUCCUGUUCUGUGUCGCAGAAUCAGGCCUACCAAAUCUAUGCGACAUUUGGUUCGUUCUACAUACCGUUGACUGUAAUGAUCGUGGUCUACUAUAAGAUAUUUAGAGCUGCUAGGAAGAUUGUAAAAGACGAGAAACGUGCUCAAUCGCAUUUGGAGACGCACUGUUACUUGGAGAUAAACGUGAAGAAUGGCGGAGCAGCUGAAGCCAAGCUGCUGGGCAACCAGCAGGCGCAGCCUCCCCCCAGGGGCUCCACGGCGAGCACGAACACAACGUGUAGCGUAGAAAAAACUGAGAGCACAAUUGGGAGGUGCUUCAGCGGCCAAAGAAAAUCGAACGAGUCACAGUGCCCAAUGUUGCAACAACCAAAGACUCCAACCAAGCCUAUUCAUACCAUAAACCGGUCACCAUCACAACUGAUGCCCGGGAAAAUUGCCGUGAAGGAGAGACAACGACAAUCUUCAGAGAGUAGUCAAAAGAACACGACGAACAGGAUUCGGUCGUCCCUCUCAAAUUUUGCUCACAAAAGCCAUAUCGCCAAAGACUUGCUACAUCCGCAGAACGCGGUUCAUCAGAAGAAGCUGCGGUUCCAACUAGCCAAAGAGCGCAAAGCGUCCACUACCCUCGGUAUUAUCAUGUCAGCAUUCGUGAUCUGCUGGCUACCAUUCUUCGUGUUAGCCCUCCUUCGGCCGUUCGUGAAGGAAGACGCGAUCCCUGAUGCAGUGAGCGCGCUCUUCCUCUGGUUGGGCUACCUCAACAGUUUGCUCAACCCAAUCAUUUACGCGACACUGAACCGCGACUUCAGAAAGCCGUUCCAAGAGAUCCUAUUCUUCAGAUGUGGCAAUCUAAACCAUAUGAUGCGGGAGGAGUUCUACCACAGCCAGUACGGUGAUCCUGAUCAGCACUACUGUGUGAACAAUACUACCAAAAUGCAUAACUAUGAGGAGGGUGUUGAGAUAGUUUCUGCCGUCGAUAGAGAGGAGACGCGAGCUUCGGAAAGUUUUCUAUGAUUGACAAUGCCAGAGGUCGAUACUCGAGACCUAGAUACUGUGAUCUAAUUAAGACUUUUUUUAUAUAGAACCGCGGUCUAACAGUGUUGAUUUUCGUCGAUUUCGUUCGUUUAGAUAACUUGUGUAUUAUAAAAGGCUGUUUCUACCCAACUAGUCGUUACUUAUGUAAAUGUACGAGAGGUUUCGUUUGAUAAAUAAAAUAUGAAAUGGCCGUUUUGUAUCUGCAAGCAGAGAAUGUGCGGUACUCGUGUUAGAUAAAAUAGUAGCUAUUGUAAAUAAUCGUAAUUGUGUAAUUAUUUGGUAAACCGUGACAUUGCGUUGUGGCAUUAUUGUUAUCUGUCAAAUGAAUUAAUUGUAAUGUUUGCGUAUGAUCGUACGUAAAAAAUAAUGUUCUAAACAUUCUCUCCUUGCAAAUAUAAAUGGACCUCAAGUAAGUUGUACGAUUUUAUUAUAAAAUAGGAUAAAAAAUCACAUGGUAUGUUACGUCACUUCAUAAUUAUAAAUACCUAGAUUAAUAUGGGAUGUGAAUGUAUUAUAAUUAUUGAAUAAUUUUUGGAAUGACCAAAGAGUUAUAAAUAUUAACUUGAAAUCGCGAGGUUUUACAUAUAAGAUGUUGUGAAUUUGAUAAACUUUAAUAAUAGCAGUGUAUUAUAUUGUUAAAUAAUAAAAUGAUGUAUAUGACAUUAAGUUUAGUCAGAAGUAUUAAUCCAUGUGAUAGUAGAUAUAGAAUUCUAUUCUUGAUUUCAUUUAUUUAUUGAUAUUUAUUUAUUUCAUGUGUAUUUUCAUGUAAUGUAAUUAUAUUAUUAUAAUUGAAUGUAAAUAUAAAGAAGCGAAGCAUCUUUCAGAUAUGGUUGAAGUUAAUAAUAGGCACUGCCAGAUAAAUAAUAGUAAAACAGUAAUCGUAAAGUGUUAUAGCCAUAGUACCAUAGAGUAUAACAUUGCUUUGUUUCUUCCUGAGCAUAGUUACUGAGCUAGACUUUCUGUCAGCCUGUUGUAUGAUUAUUAACUUUACCUUCUUGGGAAUAAAGCUCACAAUGCCUUGAAAAUUUUAACCAUUUGUCUGGUUCCAACUUGCCUUCGUACGAUAUUCAUUUUCUCCUUCAUAAUUUAUUAAGAACAACUAUUCUACUAUUAUAUGUGUCCUACAUAGUGAUAUAUAUUUGUUAAAUACGUAACUAUAUUUUAAUUUUUAACCCUUCCGUUUCAAAUUAGAUUAACUUAGAACAAAAGUCAGUGUUGUAAAUAUUGUUAAUAAUACUAAUGACAUUAUUAUUAAUAAUACGGUUAAUAAGUAUAAAUAAUAAGCAUAAUAUAUUGCAGAAACCGUGUGGGGAAACUACGCUUGGAAAAAAUAAUUUGACAGUUCAAUUUGAUGUUUUUAUUAAUAUGGUACAUACUAAAAUUUCUUUGAUGUAGUUUCUUUCCAAUGUGAAUAUCGUGGUUGUUAUUUAAAAUAGAUAUAUCUAAAUGUAAUGAAUGAUCGACCACAAAUUUCUCAGUACUUUUAGGUCUAAAAUUCAUUUUGUAAAUCUUAUAGUUAGGGUUAAUGCCAUUUUCUGCCAUCACAAUAUAGUUUUUGAUGUUUCUGUUGUUUUAAAGGUUUACUUUGUUUGUUCAACGUUGAAGAAUAUUAAAGUUUUGGUAAAAGGGUAGUGUAUCUACGAAAAUUGUGGCUCCAUUUUGUGAUCGAAGUAAAAUUCAAGUUUAGUGCUUAAUAUUUUUCAACAUUGUAGAUACUAAAUGACAAGUCACUCAUGAUAUUUGUUGUGAAAUAAUUUCCACUUUUCCUUUAAUAUACUAAUUAAAAAUAUAAAAGAGAAACAAAACUACGUCACAAAUGUCGCACCGCUGAUUGAAAGGUCAAACCUUUUACGUAAAAAUAUCAAAUAACCAAAUUAUAUAAUAACUUAAUAAAAACUUUUUUGUGGUAAAAGCAAAAAAGCUUUAAUAAAUUCAGGCGUAUUCUGUGUCUCAAGGAUGAACUUUGUCCACAUUGAAAGUAAUUUUUAUUAAAAAAGAAUAAAGUGAUAUCCUGUGGCCUAUUGCAAAACUCUAGUCGGUCGACAGUUUUUUCGGGCUCGCAAAUCAGUAUGGAAAUGUAUAGUAUCACGUACAUAAUAACGAUCAGAUAGGUAUUUGUCCGGCAUCAGACCCAUCAGACUAAACACUUUGAUUGAAUUCACGACUUUCCUAAAAAAAAUUCAAAUCAUAUUGAACCAUCUGACUGUAGGUAGUCUGCCGUAUGCGGGUUACUAUUGAAUAGUAACUAAGAAAGAAAUGGGGAUUUGUAGAACAUAUAGAAUCCCCCUAUUCUCACUUUAAUCUGAUUGACUUUCAUUCCAGGAGCUAUUAGAAAAUUCUGAAUCUAUCUCUUCAAUAGCCUUACAACGAUGUUCUUUUUUUUUAUUUGGGAAACUGGGUCUGGUACUCAUAUAUGAAGUAUCCCUGCUGGCGGGGAUUUUCCAUUGUUUCCCAAUUGCAUUCGAUUUCAAUGCUCAUAUCGGGCAGAUUUUUAUCUUCUUUUCUCAGGACUGUACGUUGGUCUAAAUGGCUUUCGAUCAAGAUCGGUUGGCAUUAUUUAGUAUUUUUAAUGCGUUCUUUUUUACCAAUAAUAUUGUCACCUUUUUCUUUUCUAAUUUUUUUUUCGUAUCAAAGAUUUCUCCGAUUGAACUUCGUUAAUUAAAUAUUGUUUUCAAUUACAUUUGAUUUUACAACGUAAUAUCAUUAGUGACUUGACAUUCAUUUUUCAAAGUGAGUACAUUGUUAACCUCAGUUACCUAAUUAAUUGUAAAUAAUUAAACUUUUUAAUUUAAAUAGAGCUCUUUAAGUACAAAGCAGUUAUGUUUGUUGAUUGAAAAUUAUUUGUGUUUUUCUUAUGUUUAUAUAUCCUAUGUAUUUAUUCUGUGGAUAAAGUAAGGUUGGGGCUACAACAUCGAAUAGAAAAAGUGUACAUAUAAUAUGAAUUUUCGAUGUUGUAAUGCUACCUUUAUAGAAUAUACAUAUACGCACACUUGUGUGAAUGUUGGGAAAUUUUACAGAAGUUUAAAAAUAAAGUGUCGUUAUAGUAUUUGAUUUAAAAAUACUCUAUUAAAGUUCAACAAGGAAGAGGAAUGCCGCAAGGACCAUCUUAGGCCCUUAAUAAAAAUUGCCGAAGCUUAUACAAACCUUUUAGGCCUAAAAUAAAUACUUGGAAUACCAGUCCAACAUUUGACGUAGCUACUAUAAAAAUAUCUUCGAAGAGGCGUUUAUUUUCCGCAUAGAAACAGAAAAAUGGAUGAUAAAUCUUUUAUCAUUAAGGAUUUAUUUUUUUCAAUAGGUAAGUACGUAAAAUUUUCCACCAUUCACAUAGUGUACUUAGCAUCGUCAUCGUUACAUAAAUAAAUAUAAAUUGUAACAAUGUACAUUAUUAACGUAUGGAAACUUUCAUAGUAGCGAAACGAAUGGAAUUCUUAUCUUUUGGCAUUGUUGUAUUUUUCUUAUGUAGGGGUCCUAAAAGCGACGAAAUAAAAAUUAGAUUCGA
Helicoverpa armigera (cotton bollworm) is the source of this 6173-nucleotide messenger RNA. Its product is annotated as 5-hydroxytryptamine receptor 1. The transcript has 5 exons. The record is from RefSeq and is a predicted model, not a curated record. Gene Ontology annotation, cellular component: plasma membrane. Gene Ontology annotation, biological process: adenylate cyclase-activating adrenergic receptor signaling pathway. Gene Ontology annotation, molecular function: G protein-coupled receptor activity. Lineage: Eukaryota; Metazoa; Arthropoda; Insecta; Lepidoptera; Noctuidae. The coding region runs from base 959 to 2653 and encodes 564 amino acids.